AUGGCGGCUCCACUGCAGAUGAUUCAUGCAGAAGAUUUGGAGAACGCUGACGAUCUCUCCUCUUAUGAAGCACCGCCACACAAUCUGUACAUCAACCAGGACAGCGCCAUCUACAAGCUCGGGGGUCCAGUCACUCGCAUCUUCUGCUCCGAAAGCCCCUUUGAUGUUAUGCUUUGCUGGCGAUCCGUCUGUGCUAAAUGUACAGGUAAACCCGAUGCUGGAUCAGGCCUGACUGACAACAACAUGAGUCCUCACAACUCACCCUUCCAAGGUCGUCCAUUCGUGCAUUGCGCUCACCACAGGGACUCCAGAGCCCUUGGGAUCCUCUACUUCGAGCCGGAGGAAGGGGACGAAGUGUCUUUGGAAAUUCCAGUCAAGAAGGUGCCAUACCAGAUUGUGUUCACGGAUCUUGCCAAUGAAUGCUGGCCGCGAGCAGGCACACGCGGCACGCGCUCUGGUCUGAUCUGCAACCUUAAUUGGUGCCAUGUCUGCAGUCCAGGCGAGAGGAACUAUAGGCUGUGGGAACAGGACCAAGAACGGUUAACAAGAAUAGCAGCUGAGUCGAGUCGCGGUACGAUGGCUCAAGGAUCUCAAGAAGAGAACAUGUCGGCAGCACCAGAGCCGGACGGCUCGAAUAGCGGGGAGCCUCAAGAGGAGUCGACCGUGACAGCAGCACCAGGGACCGACAACACGCCUAGUCAAGCGACUGAAGCGGACGCAAAGCGCGACUUGGAAGCAACGAAGGGUACUGUUGAUGGUCAAGGGCCAGCAGAGAAGGCGGCACUACCAGAUGAACGGCACGAAAAGUAUGCUCUGGCCCAAGAAGGUGAAACGGAUAGCAAGAUCGGGGCUGCAAGACCGAAUGACGAUGCCAACGUGCAAGAGGCUGGAGAAGAGUCGAAACUUGGUGUUACACAGUCGGAGGACCAUGCAGAGGGUCAAAAGACUGUGCAAAGCCUUGUUGCCGCCACAGCACAGCCAGAGGGUCCUGCAACGGGUCGCGAUGCAGUUCUUGAAUCCAUGUUGGCUACAGCACACCUGGGAGUUGAUGCAUCGGUCCAAGUGCUCGAAGAGGACGCACAGGCUGAAGCGCCUGCCCCGGAGCACGGCACAGACGACCAAGGACCUGCAGAGGAGAGACCGUCCGUUGCGACACAGCUGGGGAGCGAUGAGGGCCAUCGAGAUCGCCUGCAAGAGGUCUCAACUCCAGCAGUACGACCGGGUGACCAUGCAACGGUUCCACAGUCCGCAGCACCAUCAAAUUCCCUCGCGGCACGACAGCCCAUCCCCAUCUAUGGCAGCGACUCCGAGGAAGAUAUUCGCGGAGGAGCGCGGAGACCCAUCAGCAUACACGGGAGCGAUUCCGAAGAGGAUACUGGCACUGCCGCUCCUCUCGAUCAAGCCAGCGGAGCAGUCCAGCUUUUCGGCUACAAGUACAUCAAGAAGUCCGGAAAGAAGACGAAGCACAUCAUGUGGAACCAUCCUAGAGAAGGAGAACCGGGCUACAAGCCUCGGCCACCUCCGCCGCCCCCACCUGGAUCAGGGGCAGCUGGUGGUAUUGUCUCUUGA
Fulvia fulva is the source of this 1569-nucleotide messenger RNA. RefSeq lists its product as uncharacterized. The transcript has a single exon. Bases 1 to 1569 code for a protein of 522 amino acids. NCBI's taxonomy places the organism in Eukaryota, Fungi, Ascomycota, Dothideomycetes, Mycosphaerellales, Mycosphaerellaceae. The record is from RefSeq and is a predicted model, not a curated record.